UAAUGUUGCUUUUUUUUUUCUUCUUUACGUUCGUAAAUAAAGGAGGUUUGAAAAUAUUAAUACCUUAUUAAAUAUCACGUAGCAACACUUUAGAUAGUUUCAAACCUUAAACGUGUCUUUCUGUUGUCGUAACUUUAUAAGCUAGUGACUUUUUUUGUUAUUAACAACUGUUGCACUAAAGAUGACAGUGCUAUUUGUUGUGUGAAUAGAAAUGGGUUAUGUGUGAAUGCAAUGAAAGUGUGCUAAUUUUCAGUGUGUGAAUGCUAUGUAAGUGUGCUAAUUUUCUAUCUAUAGACUGUUGCUGGAAAAGAUGGCCCUCAUGCAGAAGGGAUAGCGUGCAAAAACAAUAUUCGGAUGACUCCUGAUUGGCUAGGAUAUUACACACUAAAAGCUGAAGGGCCCUGGCUUACGUUUUCACUGCUUGGUGGUUCUGGUUCGUCCUUUUGCUUAUGUGUGUUGCUUUUGUACCCCUCCUGACUCUCUGCCUUAUUCGAUGCGUCAAAAACAGGAAGAGUGAUUCAGGAAAGACUCUGGGAAGAAUCUGGCUCACACUUUCACCCGCCAUACUCACUACCCGUGAUACAGCAGGAAUCAUUCAACCAAACGUGAACGUUAUGUUCUACAGUCGUCCCCCCACACGUCAGGAUCCCCCUUCUGCCAUCCUAGCUCGAGCUUUGUCACCAAUGAUCCUGAAAGACCGUUUGACCACACCAAUCAUGCCUCUGAAUCCCGCCUACAAGCCUUCUCAGCAGGUCAAAGUCACCACAAGUCCUGCCACAACAUCGACGGGGGCACUCAAUAGUGAAAAUGAGCUCACCUUACCUCCUGGUUAUAUUGUAAACAGAGAGAC
Molecule: messenger RNA, 850 nt
Organism: Parasteatoda tepidariorum (common house spider)
Lineage: Eukaryota; Metazoa; Arthropoda; Arachnida; Araneae; Theridiidae
Source: RefSeq, a predicted model, not a curated record